Molecule: messenger RNA, 11263 nt
Organism: Sus scrofa (pig)
Lineage: Eukaryota; Metazoa; Chordata; Mammalia; Artiodactyla; Suidae
Source: RefSeq, a predicted model, not a curated record
AGACAAAAGACAAAAAGACAAAAAAAAAAAAAAAGAGAAUUUGUGUUGUGUACCCAUAAGGAACUAUAUAAAAUUAAUAAGAGAAAUCAAACAGGCCAAUAGAAAAAUGGAGAAAAGCUUGGAAUGGACACUUCAUCAGAAACUAGAUACAAAAUGCUUUUAAACACAUGAAAAAAUAUUUGACAUCAUUAGUCAGGAAAAUGAAAACUGAUACCAAAAUCUGAUAGACUACCAACCUACAGGAAUUGCUAUCAUUAAAUAAAACUGAUAAUAUCAAAUAUUGGUAAAGAUAUGAAUCAACAGAAACUCUCACAUGCUGCUGGUGUGGAUGUGAAUUGGUACAGACUUUUUAAAGACCUAUUUGGUAGAAUCUCAAAGUUGACCCAGCAUUUUUACUCACAGACUAUAACCAACAGACAUGCAUGUAUGUGUGCCUGAGAGACCCAAGAACUUCAGAGUAGCAUCAUUGUUUAUAACCAAAACCUGAACACAGUGGAAGUGUCAAGAAAACACAAAUUGAUCAUUUUGAUGUGUUCUUACAGUUGCAAAAAUUAAAAAGAAUAAAGCAAUUCCAACACUCAACAUUGAUAAAUCUCAUAAUGCUAAUGUGAAAUGAGUCAGAAACAAAAGCACACAGGCCGUAUUAUUCAAUGUGUAUGUUUAUAUUCCAUUAUAUUGUAGAUGAAAAUUACGAGCAAAACUAAUCUAGGAUGUAGGAGGGCAGGAGAGUAGUUAGUUUUGGUGUAGGAGAGGAGCUAGUUAACGGGAUGGGGUGGGUAUGGGAGAAUAUCUGGUAAGGCUGAAUGUCAGCAUUGGCAAAAUAUGGCCUGUGGGCCAAAUCUGACUGCCCUCUCUUUGUAAAUGAAGUUUAGUUUGGACCAUCCCAAAUCAGAAUAGUGUAUGACUGUAUCAUGCUACAUCAAAAUUAAGUAGUAAGACAGACAACUGUAUGGCCAGAAAAAGCCUAAAAUAUUUGCUAUCUAGUCUUUAUAGAAAAGAAAAGAAAAGAAAACUCGCUGGCCUCUAUCUAUAUCACUGACUGGGUGGCAGUUACAUGUCAUAAAUCGCAUGGUAGGUGGUUGGCUGGAGACAGUGGGCUGGUCUGUGCCACAUGGGCCUGCCCAGCAUGGCGGCUUGUUUCAUUAAAGCCACAUCUUAUGUAACAUAAGUACAGAAGGAGUGUCCUGUCAUCUUUGCCACAGUCUACAGUUAAAAGCCAGCAGAGGUCCUACUCGCACUCAAGAUCAAAGGACUACGCGAGGGCUCCAGAAAGCAGAGGUAAUCAGGGGCUAUUUUACUAGUUUAUAAUCUGUCGGUAACAGAAGGAUGUGGCUGGAAACCCUCUUGCUCGAAGUUCAUGUUGGUUGUUGAAGUAUCAGCCCAGACACUUGGGGGAGAGGGGAAGGUUUCCAGGGAGAAUUAUAGUGCUUGAACUGAACCCUCACACACAUUCUGCCAUUUCUCAUACAAGGACACAUAGGAAGAGUAGACAAAUACUCAUUAAAGAAAAAUAGCUAAAUGAGGAACACAUUACUGGAUUUAUUGCUAUCUAGACAAACACACGACUCCCUCUGCCAACGUGGAACUUCUCUAUAAAGGAGACACAUAAUGUUUGGGUGUGGAUUUUCACCUUUCUACUAGUCUAGAAUUGCUCGGUGUGUACAGUAGUCUGCAUCCAUCACUUAGCUGGCCACAAUGACAGAGACGGCCAAAUCCCCGCCGAGAGUCUAGAUCCUUAAACUUUUUUUUCAAUGUUUCUCUUUUUGAAAAUUUAUUUAUUUAUCUGUAUUAUUAAAGUACUGUUGAUUUGUGAUGAUUCAUCAAGUUCCAUUGUACAACAAAGUGACCCAAUCACACACAUUUCCCUGUGCUGUACAGUAGGGCCCCAUUGUCCAUCCAUUCCAAAUAUAAUAGUUUGUAUCCCCCAAAUCCCCAACAUAGAUCCUUAAACUUUUUUAGCACAGAAAACAGCAAGUAAGAGAGCAAGAAAAUGAACACACAGUAACUCAGCAUUUACCCCUAGUGACCUCAGCCACUAGCGAAAUCGGGCCCAAUGAAUAAUAAUAGAUCAGGAGCUGACCCAUUUCCUGGAGAAAGGCAAGAGAGCAGCUAGAGAGAGAUGGGCUUGGAAGUGGACGGUAUCAUCCUCACUCUGCAUCAACGUGGUGGUGAAAAAAUAGGACUUGGAGGCUAGAGUGCAUGGUGUCUCCUCUCUUCGUUGCCUCCGUAAUUAUUCCAGUGAACACCGGCUUGCUUUCCUGUCUUCCUAGCAUACUGAUAAUCUAGUGACAGAGGCAUGCACCUCUCUGUUCUCCAGGGUCUAGACAAUGUCUGAACCUUCCAUUUAAAUGGUUUCUUUUGCUCGGUAUUAUUGUCCCUGUGGACCACUGGUCCCUUGAGCUAGUAGCUAAAACCCUUCUGAGAUGACACAGCACUGCCCUGUAUUAAUAAACAGAGAGAGGGGCAUUUUGGUUUUUGGUUUUUCUCCAUUUGCAGCCUCAGUGAGAUUCACAUUUUACUGAUGGCCCCACAGUUCCAUUCCACUUUACUAUAAAGUCAGUGGCUCCAGAGUUAUAACUCACUCUGUCUGCUGGUGGAGACAGAGAAGGCUCCUUUUUCCACGUGAAGCUGGUAAGAAGCUAGAGAAAGCUGUUCGUUGUGCUGAUUUGGGGCUUUGUUAUCUAUUCAUAAACAUUCACAUGAGCUUACAUAAAAGUCAGGUAACAAGGUUUUACCCUGUUCUCAAGGAUCCAUUGAACACACACAUAUCUGAGCCCUUCUAGUUUAUAGUUAAACAUUACAGAGGUUUUUAUCCGGUUGAAAUGAAAUCCUGAGAGCUGAAAAUGAAAAGAGAACUAUAGGAAAGCAGCCUCAAGGGGAUGAUAAAGUGUGUAGUCACUACAGAGAAUUUACUCUCUGGGAGUAAACUUCAGUGUAUUAAAUGCUUGAUUGAAAAAUAUUAAAGUUAUAAUAACUAAUAUUGCUAUUAUUUUAAGCCUAUCUAGAAUUGAUUUUAACAAUGUAAAUGUAUUACUUUCAGAGUGUUAUUUUUAAAAUUUUAUUUGAGCAAGACUUUAUAACAUUUAUCACAUUUCUCUGUGUAUUGAGUCAGCUACCUCUUCUAGUACCUGCAAUGUCUGCUGAGAACUUUUGUCUUAUCCUCAGACCAGCAUCCAUCAUUUCAUACACUUGAACAGCAAUAAAUUUCCCCCAAUAUUUCAUAAAGAAGAAAUUACGCACUGGUUUAAAAGGAAGCAAAUUCUAACAUGUGCUGUGACACGGAUGACUCUUAAGGACAUUAAGUGAAAUAAGCCAGUCACAAACGGAUAAAUAUUGUAUGAUUCCACUUGAAUGCGAUGCUUAAAGUAGUCAGGAUCACAGAGACAGAAAGCAAAGUGGUGGUUGCCAGGGGCUGGAAAAGGGGAGUUAUUGUUUACUGGGUGUAGAGUUGCAGUUUUAUAAGAUGAAAAGAGUUAUGGAGAUGGAUGGUCGUGAUGGUAGCCCAACAUUAUGAGUGUGUUUAAACCCACUGAACUGUACCCUGAAGAACGGUUACGACAGUGAAUUCUAUGUUAGAUGUACUUGACCACCACUUUAAAGGCUGUAAAAAGCAAAACCAAAAAACAAGUAGCCCUGGGUGAGAGAUAAUUCCCUCACAGAACUUUCCACCAGCAUAGGCACAUGCAUCUUUGCAUUUUUUGCAUGUUUAAAAAGUACAUUUUUUGAUUUACAGUGUUGUGCCAAUUUCUGCUCUACAGCGGAGUGACCCAGUCACACAUAUGUGUACAUUCCCUUUCUUGUAUUAUCUUCCAUCCUGGUCGGUCCCAAGAGAUUGGAUACAGUUCCCUGUGCUCUACAGUAGGAGCUCAUUGCUGAUCAAUUCUAAACUCAGUAAUUGCUCUUCAUCUUUAUCUUCGGCUUUUUGAGGGACAAGUACUAUCAGGCCCCAGAGUUAAUCACCGACUAUUUUCUUAUGGCAUUUUCUAUACCAAUUAACCCCUGUUGUUCUACAUUUUAAUUUCUCACUAUGUAACGUAUUUUUCACCUCGGUUUAUAAAUACGUAUGCUUCUCCAAGUAUUUCCAAUCUUGCCAGAAUCCUCCAUCCACAUCACGGUCACCUUUGGGCAUAGCUGAUUUUUCUCCCUGCCUUCCCUGACAAGUAAAAAUAAUAUACACUGGGCCUCCAAUGUGUAUUUUUCUAUUCGUUCCUUAAGCCAUUGUAACAGGUUCUCAGUUUUCAUCACUGGACUUCAACCAUGGUUUUUGUUUGUUUGUUAGUUUGUUUUUAGGUCGCUAAUAUGAAAUUAAUUUGAAAUUUUCAAUCCGUGGAACACCUGACCAUUCAAGCAAUUUCACACUGUCAUUCAUGUAACACCCAGUCAUGGCACCAGGCUCUCUUGGUGUUAGUGAUUCCUGGAAAGCUUUCUAGUCUCACCUUGCUUUAGUGUAUAUAGUUCUUUCCAAUAACUUCUACAGAAUUCCACCCUUACUGGUUUUUCUCUCAUAAAACCCAACUCUCUGAAGGUUGUCACCCACACUGUUGGAUUAAAAUGACACUUUUACAAUGAUAACUUCCAGAUAUGUUAUCAACAAAAACCUAGAGCUCUUUGCCUAGAUUCACACCCACGGGGACACUGCAGGAUCAUCAAUAUCUUUAGGUGACUUUCUCUUGGUCAUUUUUCACACAGCGUAUUCAAAAUUAAUUACAUGGACUUUUUUCUUAACAAUUCUGUAUGCAUUUAAUCUUAUAAUCUAAGGGAGCUUAAAAUUCUGUCAAUAUAGGAAAUAACUAUCAAAAUGUAUAUAAAGUCACAUGGACAUAUUUCCUUGGAUUUAAGAGUGAAGAUGUUAUUAUAUACAGACAGUAGAGUUUGAUUUACUUGAGUUACGGUGAUAGAGUACUUAUCCAUGACCUUAGACAAUUCUCCUAACAGAAAGAAGCUUUACCUAGAAAUUUCUGUGCAAGAACGUAACUUAUUAUUUCUAUAGGAAGUGAGUAUUACGAGGAGAAAUGCUACAGAUUCAGGACAACAGGGAGAUCUUAGGUAAUUCGACAUCUGAAGCUCCAAUGUUCUUGUUGACUGGCAUCCCUGGCCUAGAGUCCGUCCAUCCCUGGAUCUCCGUUCCCUUCUGCUGUCUCUACACCGCCGCCCUCUCUGGGAACGGCAUGAUCCUGUUUGUCGUCAUUACCCAGCAGAGUCUCCACGAGCCCAUGUACUGUUUCCUCUCCAUGCUCUCAGCCGCUGACCUGGGCUUGACCGUUUCAACAAUGUCAACAACAUUGGGUGUCUUCUGGUUCGAUGCAACUGAAAUAAGCCUGGACGCCUGCAUCCUCCAGAUGUUUUUUCUUCAUGGGUUUACCGUCGCAGAAUCGGGGGUGCUGGUGGCUAUGGCCUUUGACCGCUGCGUGGCCAUCUGUGACCCUCUGAGGUACACCGCCAUUCUCACCCAUGACAGAAUCAUCCAGGUGGGCUUCUUAAUGACUCUACGCUCUGCGGUAGUAAUAGUACCACUGCUUUUGCUCCUUAAGCCCCUCAGCUUUUGUGGAGGAAAUGUCCUUUCCCACUCCUACUGCUAUCAUCCAGAUGUGAUUAAAUUAGCAUGUUCAGAUACUCGGGCCAACAGCGCCUGUGGAUUAGCGGCUCUCCUCCUGACCUCAGGAGUAGAUACGCCGUGCAUUGUCCUGUCGUAUAUCUUGAUCCUUCGCUCUGUCCUCCGUAUCGCCUCUCCUCAAGAACGACACAAGGUCUUUAGCACGUGUGUCUCCCACAUCGGAGCAGUUGCUGUUUUCUACAUCCCCAUGAUAAGCUUGUCCUUGGGGCAUCGCUUUGGCCAAGCCACACCUAAAGUGGUCCAUUCUCUGAUGGCCGAUGUAUACCUGCUUUUGCCCCCUGUGCUCAACCCCAUCAUCUAUAGUGUAAAAACACAGCAGAUUCGAAAGGCUGUACUCAGUCUUCUCCUUACAAAAUAGACAGAUGAUUAACUUUGAGAAAGUCAUUAUACAAGUGUCUUUCACUGUAUAAAAGCAAUCCUGGUAGGUAACUGCAUAUCAGAUAUUUUUUUUCUCAUCUUUUCAUUUAUUCAACAAAGAUGUAGUAAGCAUUUUUGUGUUUUCAGUCAUAAAAUAUAUAUACAACAUAGCAAUGUAACUGAAGGAUUUUACAGUCCAAUAAUGGAAACAGGAAAAUAAUAAUAAUGAAAUAAUGCAAAUAAUACCCAUAGUAACUAAUAUCUGUUAACUGUUCAUUUUAUAGUAGGUGUUUCUACUAACUGCUAUAAAUAUAUACUAUUUUUUCGUAAAAACAGCCCACUAAAAAUAUUUAUUGUAUUUUAGAGAUGGAGAAAAUGAGGCUUAGAGACAUUUAGACCAUCAAAGGCAAGACAUCUAAUAAUAGAGCAGGGUUGAAAUCCGAAUCAGGCUUUCUGUAUCUUAGAUCCUGCCUUCUUCACGAGUGUACUGCAUACUCUGCCAAAAGCAACUAUCACGGGAUCAAAAGUAAGGACUGGGUCUUCCUGUCCAUGUAGCAUGCCUUUAAAAAGUUGCAGUGGCCUCUUCUAGCAUAAUUUGGCUUUUAUUCUUCAUUCGUAAUUAAUAAUACAAACAGUAGAAAUAGGCGUGUCAUUGCAUGUAAGCCAUAAAUCAUUAUCUGCUACUGGACAGUCAGUAGACAAAGCUUCAAGGAUUGGGGCAUUGGCUGGUUCCCUGCUGCCAUUUGGAGAACUGGAAACGAUCAUGAAGCAGAAUGUAAGGAGUUUGGAGUAGAAAUUAUUAACCUUCGUCUGUGCGGAAGUUCCAAAAUCCACCAACCUUUCUUCAGAGAAAAAUCACAUACAAAAGCACUAAUUAUUGUCCAUAAAAUGUCGGAGGUUUCACAAAAUGUCUGGAAGGGCGCACAUGGCUCUCUCAGUGAAAGAACCAAGGUAAAGAAUUCAUGAUUUUCAGCCUAUAUACAGUCAUACAUGGCUAAACCUAGAGCAUGCGGUUCCUGAAAAGAAGACUCUUGGUAACUAUAUAAAUUUAAGAGGCAAGAAGGACCUUACAACUCAGUUGCAUAAGAUGGUAGGAAAAUUCAGAGGAAAAUGGAGAUGGAAACCCAAUGGAAGUCACACCAGUUUCACUGCAGCUGGAAAAGUGGUCGUAGGUACGGGGAACGGGUCGCGGGUGCUACAGACCAUAGGUCUGUGGGCAGUGCUGCCGCCAGCUCACGCCAGCUUGCAAGAAGCCAGAGCGGGCGUCUCUUCUCAACCUGUCAACAACGUCAAAGCGGCAGCCUGAAAUCAGCAUUCAUACCAGGAGAACUGGUAAACAUGACCAACGAGGAGCUUUGUCUCUCUUUUUUUUUAAAGAGCUUUAGUUUAUCAGCACCUCUGAUACAGCUUUUGCGACUGGGGGUGUAUCUGUUUGGCCUUGUAAGAAGCAAUAGAAAUUAUAAAAUCAGUAAAAUGUAAUUGCCUGCACUCAAGAAGCUGAAAUCUAAGCUGCGACGUGGUGAUGUAGACCAAAACUAAUGGAUGAAGUGUUGGGGUAAUUGACAAUACAAAAUGAUACCCCUUCUUUAUGGUGCUGUUGGGGGUGAAGAUGUUUCCAAGGGCACAUGGAGGAGAAGCGUAUCUGGGAAGCGACUCCGGGAAAGAUGUAAGAAGGGUUGUGUUACUAUUGUACUCCUCAUGGAGGGAUGGUCUUCUGAAUUUUAAAUUCAUAGGUCCCAUCUGGACAUAGCAUCAUGUAAGGUAGUUGGGAGCUUUUAUAAAGUGCAAGCAAAAUCGUGGGUAAGUUUAUUUCGCUUGAGUGUAUGGUUGGUCUACAAAAUGUGUAGGGUGCUACGGAUUCAUGCUACUUUGUUUAAGUCAUUAAAGGGACUAGGCUAGUACACACGUAGUAUGUAGAGUGGUCUUGAAAUAAAUUUAUUCAAUUAACAUUUUAAUCAUUUUCAGUUGCUCAAGAGGGCACCAUUAAAAAGAUACUCUGGGAGAGUCUUGAACUAUGUACCUUAUCCCACUGGGCACAGGCAGAAGUAAAAGAGAGUGACAAGAAAGAGAAACACCUGUGUGAAUGGGCAGGCGUGGCCUUGUUUUCACUAGGUUAUCCCAUACACUAUGCAUGCCCUGGUUUUUUCAUUUGCAAUCUGUUGUGGUCUCUGUCUUUUCUCUCUCUUCGAUUGACGCAUCGGACCAACUUAUGAAAAAAUUAAUCAGACUCUUUCCUUCAGAAGGAUGGAUCUGGUUGACAUCUCUCAGCUUUGAAAUAAGAUGCUUGCUUAUUGACAUCAUUAGCCAGGUUUCCAAAUAGGCCUGUAUUCUCACCAUUCCUCUGGUGCUCUGCAGCUAACUCCAUCCUGAAUCAUGCUGCUUCCCAUUCUGAAAUACUCUAUCCAUUCCUAUUCGGUUUUGAAUCCACACUGUAUUCAAGUUCCACCUCUUUUAUGAAACAUUCUUCAGCCAAAAGAAUAACGUGACUGAGGAAAGAGAGCAAGCUGGGAUGGAGAGAUUGUGUAAGGCCAACAGACUCACCCUUGAGUGUGUCCCAGGAGAAGGCCCCAAGGGCAUGCCACUCGUGCAGGCUAUUAGGAAUGAACCUCUGGAAAUGACCUCAGCAUCAAGAAGAAGCUGAGAAGUGGCUGUCCUCUGCUGACUGGGGAUGACCAUAGGAGACGCUGUCACCGAGCCAGGCUCAUUAACAUCCAUGCAUAUGGUGAGUCCUUGACAUAAUAGAGGCCAGAGAGCCUUGGUUAAUCACCCAAAACCACAGGGGCUACUGUUAUCAUACAAAGCAACAAGGUCCAAAGGGCAGAAAGAAAGCUUAGCUAUAGGUUCUUAUGGAGAUGGAUAACUGAACACAUCGUGGAGCAAAUUAGACAAGCAGCCAGCAAGGGUCUGGCUAGGUAACAUUUACAACAAACAAACAAAACAAAACAAACAAAUAAAAAGAACAAAGAAUGAAUGAGAAGGAGGCUAGAAGCACCGAUGUAUUUUGCUGCAAGCUUGACUUUGCAUUAAGGAGCGAAAGAAGGAAGAAAGUUUUGGUAGGAAAAAAUAUCUGAGACUAUAAUGCAGCUCUAAACAGAGUUAGUUGUGACCAUGGAGUAUCCUCAAGUCAAAGACACCUGUCAGAGGGGUCUUGUGCCUUCCAGAACUGGACCUGCCUUAGUCUCCCUGCUACACUCAGUCAUUGGCUGGAAGCAGCUUGUGGGAAAUGUGGCCUCUGCAGGCUGUGAUGACGGAGCUAAGAACUCAGCAGCUAGGACUGUCAUUCUCCAUAGCCUCAAAUAAAAAAGGCACAUUUUAAUAACCAACACGUCUGUCAAAUUAAGAGAAAAGUAUGUAGGGAGCUACAAGGAGGAGCCAAACCACUGAACCUUGAGACAAAGAGAAGCCAGAGCUGCUCAGGAGACAUUGAACAGUCUGCCAUGUCCCAGCUGCAUGUGCCUCCCUUGAAGUUUCAAACACUCAGGAAAUAGAGCAGCAGGAUGGAUAUAUGAAAAUUUUAGAAUGAUUUUUUGCAACUUUUCUUCAAACCAUAAAUCCUUUUGAAACAUAAUGUUAAAAAUUCUCAUGAGAAAGCUUCUGAUGGGUCCUGCUUGAGUCGGAUACCAAAGUCUACAUUGCUGAUCAGUCAAGUUUAUGUGCAUAAGCCCAGCGUUUGGGGGCCGCUUUUAUGUUUGAGGCUGUUAUCAGAAAAGAGGAGAUAUUUUUGCCACAGGACUGCCCAACACCUCUCUACUACCCACGCUUUAUCCAACAGAGUGCAGUAAGAAGAUUCGAUUAGUUACAAAUGUUUUUAAGACAAUGGUCAUAAUACUUGUGAUUAGAUGAUUGACUUAGCAGAAGAAUAUGUUCAACUUUUGAGUUUCUCUUUUAGCAAAACUGCUCAAGGCGAUAGAAUCAAGGAUUACAAAAUCGCCGUUUAGAUAAAUAGAGCAGUUGCAUAGAAUUACAAAGUGUAAAUAUUAACGUCAUAUUUUUCCUGAAGGCCAGCAGAGAUGGAUUCAGAUAUUUUGAAACAAAGAUUAAAAAGUAAUCAAGAUAAAAAACUUGCUCUGUUAGGCACAGAAUAAUAAAAUGUCCCUUCCACAUAAAUUAUGUCUCCAUAAAAUUUUCAUGUUUAUUAUAUUAAAUAAUUACUUAUUCUGACAAUUAUUGUUGUAUGAAUUCAAUUUAAUACUAAAUACUUUGCUACUAAUAGCAAAUAAUUCUAUACCUCAUUAAAACUUUAAAGAAAGUAAUAAUUCUUAGUCUGGGACAAUUUAUGAGAAUUACAGAAAAUAUGCCAAACCGCUAUAAAAUAUCUGUAGUAACUUAAAUCUGUGUUUCUGUACUCAUUACCCUACAUUGUGUUGGACAGGCAGGAAAGAAAUCUGUUGUUCAAAACUAAUUUUCACAAAAGUAUACAUUUAUUUGUUCAUUAUGUAUUCAUUCAAUGAAUAUUUAUCAACACUUACCACAUUUAAAAAUAAAUAAAACAUGCUCUCAAAAGAUGUACGCUCAUGACAUACUUGUAACCAUGUCUUCCUAACAAAAUAGCUCACAUGCCCCUUUAAUAAUUCAGUUAUUAAAUCUAAAGCCAAAUUUAUUUGGUUUCUUUCAGGAACAAAUCCUUUUGUUAACAAGGGAAAUUAUUUCUGAUAGUUAAGGAUUCAAGAUGAAAGUUUUAAAGUUUUUAAAGUUUUUCAUCUUUAAAAAAAAAUGGACCAAUUGAGUUCCCUGGUGGCCCAACAGUUAAAGGAUCCAGCCUUGUCACUGCUGUGGCAUGGGCUCAGUCCCUGGCCUGGGAGCUUCUGCAUGUCACAGUGCAGCCCCAAAGUAAUGAAUUAAUUAAUUAAAACUGGACCAGUUGAUCUUCUGAUCUUGGCAACAUGUCUUUCUAUUAAAAUUCUAUUUGAUCAAAACCAAAAGUUUUACCUCCCUUUGUGAUCCCACCCAACCAGCCAGGCCUGAUUUAUCAGUGUCACACUUGGCAUUUCCCCCAGUUUUUAACAUUGAAACCGUUACCAUAUGACAUAAAUGAAACUUAAUAGGCUCUCUCAUUUCUGACUCUACUAUCUGUGUCUCUCUUUACGAUAGGCACAAAUUCUAUCAGGUGGUCCUACCUUCAAUCUCUCAUCAUUCUGAUUUGUCCUCUAUGCUAAGGUCAUUCUAACCUCAUAAUAGAAUCACCUCAUUGCUUAAAAUAACCUUUAAUAAUGUCUCUUGUGGCGUUCCCAUCAUGGCUCAGUGGUUAACGAACCCGACGCAGGUUUGAUCCCUGGCCUUGCUGGGUGGGUU